GAGUUUGAGGUCUUCAAGGCUGCAGCCGUGGCAGUUUCAUCCCUUUCUGGAGAAGAAUGAUUUUUGGAAUAUUUCUGAGAGGAAACUGUAUUUGGACCAAAAUGGAGAGAUAAAAGCAGAUCUGGCCAUUGACGGCUUCUUGGUUCUCCUCAAGGAGGAUCCCAGGAGAGAGACUCUGGCAUAUUUUAAAAGACAGAGACUUACUAUCAAACAAGAUGCUCUUUCACAGCUAAAGUUGCUCAAUAAGUCCCUGCCUCAGUCCAAAUGUGUGGAAAGUUGUCAUCCUGGAUUUGUCAAGAGGGCUCGAGAAGGAGAGCCAGUUUGCUGCUAUGACUGCGUUCCUUGUCCGGAGGGGACCUUCUCCACUCAGGAAGAUACAGAAAAAUGCACCAAGUGUCCAGAUGAUAAAUAUCCAAAUGAGGACAGAGUCCAAUGUAUCCCCAAAGUUAUAACUUUCCUGUCUUAUGAAGAACUUCUGGGCAUCAUCCUGGUCUCUUUUGCCCUAUUCUUCUUCCUAACCACAGGCCUUGUUUUAAUCAUCUUCAUGAAAUACCGAGAAACUCCCCUUGUCAAAGCCAACAACCGGGACCUCUCCUACAUCCUCCUGGUCUCCCUCCUGCUUUGCUUCUUGUCUCCUCUUCUCUUCAUUGGUCAACCAAGGAAAGCCACCUGCCUUCUCCGACAGACAGUUUUCAGCAUCAUCUUCUCAGUUGCCGUUUCUUCUCUCUUGGCCAAAACCAUCACGGUGGUGCUGGCUUUCCUGGCCACAAAACCAGGAAACCGAGUGAAGAGAUGGUUGGGGAAGAGCUUGGCCAACUCCAUCAUUCUUUGUUCUUCUGCUGUCCAAAUUAUCAUCUGCUCCACCUGGAUGGGAGUUUCUGCCCCCUUCCCUGACUCUGACCUCCACUCCCAGCCUGGAGAGAUCAUCCUGCAAUGCAACGAAGGGGCCGUUGUCAUGUUCUACGUCACCCUCAGCUACAUGGGCUUCCUGGCUGCCAUCUGCUUCACGGUGGCUUUCCUGGCCAGGAAUCUGCCUGGGGCCUUCAACGAAGCCAAGCUGAUCACCUUCAGCAUGCUGGUCUUCUGCAGUGUCUGGGUGACUUUUGUGCCCACCUACCUGAGCACCAAAGGAAAAUCCAUGGUGGCUGUGCAGGUCUUCUCCAUCCUGGCCUCCAGUGCUGGUCUGCUGGGCUGCAUCUUCAUCCCCAAGUGCUACAUUAUCCUUCUGAGGCCAGACCUCAACACAAAGGAACAUCUUACGGGCAGAACAAAUGUAAAAACAUGAGAUAUAACACCAUUAUGAUACUGGAAGAAUUGUUAAAGGUUUAUUUUAUUUGAAAGGAGAUAUUCUUUACAUUUAGAUAGUAUGCAGCAAUCAAAGAAAAUCAUAUUUAUGUGUUUCAGAAUGGGAAACUGUUGAAUGACUGGAAUUCUUGUAGUUCCCUUUCCUUUCAGCUCACUAAAUCAGCAACAGCUAUUGAAUGUGACACUUUAUAAAAAAUAAUUUGGGCCCUUGUUCCUCCUGACAGCAUCUAAAAGUGUGCCUGAGAGAGAGAGAGAUUUCCUGAUUAAAACCUCCUUUGCAGAAAAUAUUCAGCAGAAUUGCUGUCUGGGAUUUCAGUUUGGGGUUUUUAUCUUGGUGUAUACUUCACACCAAAAUAAAAAUAAAUAAAAUAAAUAAAAGAAUAAAGUGUAUAAAGAAAUUUCCACUGUGUUUUUAACUUUCCUCCACCAGAGAAAUAAAAUAGCAGUUUUCAGGCCC
Messenger RNA from Pantherophis guttatus, 1762 nucleotides. The record is from RefSeq and is a predicted model, not a curated record. NCBI's taxonomy places the organism in Eukaryota, Metazoa, Chordata, Lepidosauria, Squamata, Colubridae.